Messenger RNA from Talaromyces proteolyticus, 300 nucleotides. RefSeq lists its product as uncharacterized. The transcript has a single exon. Lineage: Eukaryota; Fungi; Ascomycota; Eurotiomycetes; Eurotiales; Trichocomaceae. The annotation marks the transcript as partial. The record is from RefSeq and is a predicted model, not a curated record.
UUCCUAAGUGAUAAAAAGAAGGAACGAAAGUACUUUGAUUCUGGGGACUUCGCACUUUCUGCGACUGGAAGGACCGUCACCGAUAAUGGUGCUAUGAAAACUGGCGUGGAUCAUCCACAACGCAGGAGUAUUUCACGUCCUCAUGCUCCAGUUCCCGAGGCUAGCAAUGUCGAUGAGGAUGCCAAUGAGAAGCUUCAUGACCAAAAAAGCGCACAUUCGGACAUGGUAGACAGCCCUCUCUUUCAACAUACCGAUUCGAGUGAGAAACCAGUCGAACAUAGUACAGGGCCUACUAUGUAA